GGCCGCCGGAGAGAAAAGAGGGGAAGACGCUCUUCUCUCAUCCUCCCCUUCUGCGUCCAAUCUCGUCGAUACAAACCCUAAGCCCGUCGCGGGAGGAGCGAUUGAAGAAGACCCUAAGCGUCGAUGAUGGAUCUCUCUGAGCAGUCUCGCCGAUCCGUCCUCCCCAGCUUCCUCUACUCCCCCACCUCACCGACCUCCAGAACCCUCGGCCUGGAGCAGAUCCUUGGGAGGGCCACCCCCGCCUCGCCAGCCCCUCCCGCCUCGGCGCCCGGCGGGGGCGCUCCGACAGGCUCGUUUGUCAUCCAGGCGCCGAGCGAGCCCGGGAAGAUCGAGAUGUACUCGCCCAUGUUCUACGCCGCCUGCACCGCCGGUGGGAUUGCCAGCUGCGGCCUCACUCACACGGCCGUCACUCCGCUCGACCUCGUUAAGUGCAACAUGCAGAUCGACCCAGCAAAGUACAAGAGCAUCUCUUCUGGUUUUGGUGUUUUGCUUAAAGAACAAGGGUUCAGAGGUUUCUUCAGGGGCUGGGUGCCUACACUGCUUGGAUACAGUGCCCAGGGGGCAUGCAAGUUUGGGUUCUACGAGUACUUCAAGAAGUACUAUUCAGAUAUUGCUGGGCCUGAAUUUGCUGCAAAGUAUAAGACUCUUAUCUAUCUUGCGGGGUCAGCAUCUGCUGAAGUGAUUGCUGAUGUAGCUCUCUGCCCCUUUGAGGCAGUGAAGGUGCGAGUACAGACACAACCAGGGUUUGCUAGGGGGUUGAGCGAUGGGUUACCUAGGUUCGUCAAAUCUGAAGGUGCUCUGGGAUUGUACAAGGGAAUUGUUCCUCUCUGGGGGCGUCAGAUUCCUUAUACUAUGAUGAAAUUUGCUUCAUUUGAGACUGUUGUUGAGAUGGUUUACAAAUAUGCAAUUCCAACACCAAAGGACCAAUGUAGCAAACAACUCCAGUUGGGAGUGAGUUUUGCUGGUGGUUAUAUUGCUGGAGUAUUCUGUGCUAUUGUUUCCCACCCGGCUGACAACCUUGUCUCUUUUCUUAACAAUGCUAAGGGUGCCACUGUUGGUGAUGCUGUGAAGAAACUUGGGGUGUGGGGUCUGUUUACACGUGGGCUUCCACUGCGUAUCGUCAUGAUUGGCACACUUACUGGAGCACAGUGGGGAAUUUAUGAUGCUUUCAAAGUGAUGGUUGGCCUUCCUACAACUGGUGGAGUUGCCCCUGCCGCUGCUUCCUCUCCAGAGCUUGCUGAGCUGAAAUCUGCUGCUUGAUAUAUGUUUCUGAAAUUAAUCCACUUCAUACGGAAGUGUAAUUCUUUAAAAGAACAACCCUUUGCUUGCUUUUGAUUUUCCAUCUCUUAGCCUGAGAAAUUUAAACAUGUUAAGGUGGCUUUUCAAAUCAUAGCCAAAGCAAGGAUUAGUGAGAAAUAAGAUGGAGCACGAGGUCUUUGUAACCUUGACCUGCGAAGAGUUGCUAGAACAGGUGAUGUUUACUUCCAUUUCCCAACCUUUGUAAUCUGUUUUCGUUAUAAGGUUUGCUAAGCAAAUAUGUUUCUCAUGUAUUUAGCAA
Messenger RNA from Musa acuminata subsp. malaccensis (wild Malaysian banana), 1558 nucleotides. RefSeq names its product mitochondrial phosphate carrier protein 3, mitochondrial. The record is from RefSeq and is a predicted model, not a curated record. NCBI's taxonomy places the organism in Eukaryota, Viridiplantae, Streptophyta, Magnoliopsida, Zingiberales, Musaceae. Gene Ontology annotation, biological process: mitochondrial phosphate ion transmembrane transport. Gene Ontology annotation, cellular component: mitochondrial inner membrane. Gene Ontology annotation, molecular function: phosphate transmembrane transporter activity.